Pseudonaja textilis is the source of this 2842-nucleotide messenger RNA. NCBI's taxonomy places the organism in Eukaryota, Metazoa, Chordata, Lepidosauria, Squamata, Elapidae. The record is from RefSeq and is a predicted model, not a curated record.
AUGGCACGGGAGAAUCGAGGACAGAGAUCUAAACGCUGUUGUAAAUUGGAGAACAUAGACAAAAGGACCAAAGCUGUAGCCAUCUGUGAAUCACCGCAGACAAAGGUUUCUCUGGAAGUAUCCCAGCAAGUCCAACCAGAACUGGGGAUUCCUUGGCUAUCUGUGUAUCUUCCUGUAAAAAGUUGCCAUGUUAUUUUGAAAGGCAAAACUGGGACUUUUUCUCCUCCAGCAUUAAACGGAGCUGAAACCAAUAACUGGUGCAACUGGACCAUAUGGGCUGGUCCUCACAAGCAUAUCCUGAUUUACAUAGAAGGAUUUGAAGGAAAGUCAAACUGUAAUGACAAUCAGGAUAGGAUCUUAUUCCAAGGAGUUUUGUCAAGGGUUGAAAACAAAGUAGUUUAUGCCUGCAGAAACCAUGGUACUCUGAUUUUUGCUACUCAAGCAAUAGCCAUCUAUGUAGUAUUUUUGUCAGAAGUUUCUUCUCAGAACCAAAGUCACAAGCACUUUAAAGGACGGUACUAUGUAUUUGAAGAUUAUGUAAAUUCUACAAGUGUUGAAAAAUCAGUUUUGAAAUCUAACAGGAGUUUUGGAUCUAAGUCAUAUGUAUUGCAUACAGGACAUAGUUUGAACUCUACAGCGACUACCCCAACGCUUGGCAAAGAGAAUUGGCUGUCUGUGACAAGUGAAAAGACUAUUAACACAGGGACAGAAACAUUUUUAAAACCAGCUGUUGGCAAGCAUAUGCGUGUUUCUCUCUUGAAGUCAACAAAAACAGUUCGCUUUAAUCCAUUUGUUUUGAAGAGAAGGCAAGUUACACAACCAUCUGUGGACAAUGGUAGGACUUUGAAGAAAAGUCCUACACUAGUAUCAGAAUCAAAUGAUGCGGAGAAUGAAGAAGCUUUUAUACACAACCCAGAUGUUUAUUCAACCUUUCCACACACGACUCAUAAUCCUCAAAGAAUGACAACAUUGGAAACAGCAAAAAACCAUGGAGCUAUCUCUGAAUUUGUCAGUCCUCGGAAUGAUGUCUCUACAACCACACGAUGGAUGACAACACAUGUGAGAAGUCCUGAAGGGGAAAUCAUGAAUGCUAUUACUUUUCCUCACGUCUCCUUGGAAGAACAGAGAGUUCCAGUCCAAUCUCUUAAAAGUAUCCCACCAAAGAUGCAGAAAGAAAUGCUUCAAAUGCCGCUUCCUAAUUCUGAGUUCUCCAAGAAAAAGGCCGAUCUAACGGAACCUCCACAACACUUGGAACAGACCAAAAUAUAUAAAGGAGAGCAGAUGGACAAUCCAGCGUAUACAGCGGAGAACGGCAACACUCCUGUGCAAAUAAUUGCAUCUGAAGGAAUUAAGGCAAGUCCCUCCAAGUCUACUAUGGAAACCAAAUUCCAUCAUACUCUGACUUUAGCCUCUACUGAUAUGGACCCUACUCCUUCUUUGAAGUCAUUUAAUGAUUACUUGAUGAGUACUUCCACAACUGUGAACCCCAAAGUUAUGCCUUCAAAUUGGCUGAUGAGAACUCAGAUGAACACAGCUUUUACUAUACAAUACAAGAAGUCAAUAAACAGGAAUAGAGAGCAUUUGCAAAAGAAGCAGACCAAAACAACUCUUUUGUCUUCCCCUUCUAGUUGGUUGCCAACCAGCAGCAUUCUCUUGAAAGUAAAAAAUAAAUCCCAUGAGACAAAUCCCGGAUUCAAGUCUCAUGAAAACUAUUUUGUAUUGAACUCUCAACACAAUCCUGGAGAUCUUCUAUUUGAAAUAGUUUUUGAAAUAGAACAGAAAGGACAAUUCCCACCUGUUGGAAGCACUCUGGAAAAAGCUUUCAUUGAUUCCAUUAAGCACCAGGUACAAGAAAGAAUGAAACUCUUCUCCAACCAAAUCAAAGAAUUCAAAUUAAAGGAAAUUAUGAGAAAAGAAGAAACUGAAAUGGACAGAGACAAUGGCCCAAACCUGAUAUUCACAUUCUGGGUGCAUUUAACCUCAGAAGAAAAGAACAUAUCUCACUUACUGGAAGAUCUUAAUGGUGCAUUUGUGGCAGCUGGUAAGGUCCAAACUGUACUGGUGAAAGAUGUGAAUGAAUGCAACUCUGAAAUUGCUUUAUGUGGCAACGACGCCACUUGUCUCAACGAAUAUGGAACCUACUCCUGCCGGUGUAAAGAAGAGUACGAGGAUCGUUCUCUGACAAAAUCGGGUACUCUGUGUGUUCGCAAUCCACGAUCAGGUUUAGAGUCCUUCUACAGCUAUACUGAGUUUAUUGUUGGGAUCACUGUUUUUUGCAUCACUGUGCUCAUUGUAGUGCUCACUGUGUUGUGUACCUUCAUAAAGAAAAGGUGCAUUAAAAGAGAGAUGCAGUUCCGAGAAGCUGCUUCGCCUGGGAUGCCAGCAGAACCCCAGCUGCAAGCAACAACCUUUGAUCAUAAUAACAUCCGUCAACUCCUGGCUCUGGACCCUGCCCAGCUAAAGGUCAGAGUCAAACCACCAGAACUGCCCCUGCAAUUGAGGACUGGCCCCAGUGAAACAUACAGAGUAUCCAUUGAGCAGUCUGAACGUUUGUGAAGAAGAAAAAGAAAGAACAUACAACAUAAAUUGCAAUUAAACCCCUCCUUCCUUCCUAUUUCAUGUUAAACUUUUCUUUGUUGUGGCUGAGCAAAUGCAACUUUUUGUUUCUGGAUGGAUCUUGCAUAAAUUGUUACACCUUUAUCUAUUUCCUCCUAAGUUUAAUGGAAAUAUAAUGCUGCAAAAAAAUUAUCUUUAGGUUUUUGAAUAUUGAAUUGUUCUGCCUGUCUUCAUGACAGAUAGAAAUGGAUGUAACUACUGUGCGAUUGUUAAUAAAAUUGGCAUC